AUGAAGAUCUACUCCAUUUCAGUCAUCCUCGCGCCUCCGUCUGGCGCUUCGGUCACACUCAGCUCGGCAAAUGACCUCUCGUCGUUUAGCUUCUAUCAGAGGGGGUCUGCUGGCGAAUUCAUGUCGUUCCUGUCAAAGACGGUCGCGGAGAGAACACCCCAGGGUCAGAGACAGACAGUCCAGGAGCAGAGCCAUGUUGCCCAUGUGUAUAACCGUGGAGGGGACGAACAGCUUGCUGCUGUCAUUAUUACCGAUGAGGAGUACCCAGUUCGACCUGCCUUUUCGCUGCUGACGAAGAUCCUGGACGAGUUUACCGCCAAGGUUCCAAAGUCAUCAUAUGGCAAUCCGUCAUCGAUCUCCUUCCCGGAGAUAAACGCAUACAUUCAGAAAUAUCAAGAUCCUAGGCAAGCGGAUACGAUUAUGAGGGUGCAGCAGGAAUUGGACGAGACUAAGAUUGUGCUGCACAAGACGAUAGAGUCGGUACUGCAGCGCGGUGAAAAGCUGGAUAAUCUUGUUGAGAGGUCAAAUGCACUUUCGAUGCAAAGCAAGAUGUUCUACAAGACCGCGAAGAAGGCUGGGGGCUGGCAGAUGAUGUUGAUGCCCAAUCGGUCUGUUGCUAAUCCACCGGAAGGUUCGAAGUCGAACUCGGUGCAUCACAUCAUCCGCGCGCCUGGUCGUACCGCCAACCUCCUUCCUUCGAUCAUUUCCAGGAGAUUUUGA
This is a messenger RNA of Psilocybe cubensis, 720 nucleotides long. RefSeq lists its product as uncharacterized. The coding region runs from base 1 to 720 and encodes 239 amino acids. Lineage: Eukaryota; Fungi; Basidiomycota; Agaricomycetes; Agaricales; Agrocybaceae. Gene Ontology annotation, biological process: endoplasmic reticulum to Golgi vesicle-mediated transport. The record is from RefSeq and is a predicted model, not a curated record. The transcript has 4 exons. Gene Ontology annotation, molecular function: SNAP receptor activity. Gene Ontology annotation, cellular component: Golgi apparatus.